AGGCGGGGUUACGCACAUCUAGUUGUUUCAACGACACUGUGCCAUACGAACUUUGAACUAAACGACCAUGCAGUGCGUAAUAACAGCGCGACUCAUCUCGCCACGCAAAUCCCAUUUUAUAGCGAGCGCGCUGUGCAGUAAGCUUACAUUUAAAUUUGUGCCUUGGCGGAACAUGUCCACGACGCGACCGGUUACUUUGCUCGGCACCAUGGCCUUCGGAGGCCGGGCAGACGCCGAGCAAAGUCUGGAGAUGACCAAGACGUUCCUGGACCGGGGACACAAACAAUUGGACACGGCCUUUAUGUACAUGGACGGAAAGUCGGAGAGCGUCAUGGGAGGCAUGAACCUCCCCAAAACAGUCAGCAUUGCCACCAAGGCAAACCCGUGGGACGGGAAGACGUUGAAACCGGAAAGUGUGCGCUCUCAAUUGGCGACUUCCCUCAAGCGUCUGCAGACAGACUCCGUGGACCUCUUCUACCUUCACGCGCCCGACCACGUCAAUCCAAUUGUGGACACCUUGCGGGCUUGCGACGAGCUCCACAAAGAGGGCAAAUUCAAGGAGUUUGGACUGUCCAACUAUGCAUCAUGGGAAGUGGCUGAAAUCGUGUGCCUAUGCAGACAGAAUGACUGGAUUGUGCCCACAGUGUAUCAGGGGAUGUACAACGCCACAACCAGACAAGUCGAGACAGAGUUACUACCCUGUUUGAGGUACUUUGGGUUGAAGUUCUACGCAUACAACCCACUCGCAGGUGGCCUUCUGACUGGAAAGUAUCACUAUGAGGACAAAGAUGCAUCUCAGCCAGCAGGGAGAUUCUUUGGUAACAAUUGGGCUGCAGUUUACAGGGACAGGUACUGGAAGCAGAGUCACUUCCAAGCUAUAGAAGUGGUCCAAAAGGCCUUGGAGGUAGCAUACGGGCCAACGCCGCCCACUCUGUUGUCUGCCGCCAUGCGCUGGAUGUACCACCACUCCCAGCUCAAGGGCGAAUUUGGUGACGGCGUCAUCAUCGGGAUGUCAACGGUGGAGCAGCUCAGAGAGAAUCUGGCCGCCGCGGAGGAAGGGCCUCUGGACGAGAGGGUGGUGAAGGCCUUCGGGGACGCUUGGAACCUGGUCGUGCAUGAGUGUCCGAAAUAUUUCCGAUAGGUGACGUAGGAUUAGGAGUUAGGGAUGUUGAGUUUUUGGGUGAAAUUUACAAAAUGGACAGAAAAUGCACUGCAAGCUUUUCAGGUGAACUUAAGUUGACCUUUUGUAGUAGGUGUCCUAAGUGUAAUCAGCAGGACUGGAAUACUUAAGAUUUAGAAAUGGUUCAAUUAAACUCACUUAUAAAGACAAGAAAUACCACCCUAAAGCCCAAUAUCGCAGACUUUUUUUUUGAUAAAUGUGAAAUGGUCUUUAUUAUGGUUCUUACUUAUUUUCAGAUCAAACGUAAUUUGACUUUUCACACGUUCUCCUCCCUUCCCCCUUUCAGUUUAAGCAAAUUGUAAAAGGAAUUGUACAGCACACAGUUUAGUUUUCUAAAACGGAUGACAUUUUAUUUUCAUAUUUCAUCUGAUUUGUAAUGAAAGAUAGUGCAGUUAAUGUGACGCAUUUCUCUGUGCAAACCAGUACUUCUUUGAGCCGUAUUUCAGUCCUGAGCUAAAAGGUCAAGGUAGAAGAUGCAGUACAUGUUUUGGGAUGGCAAUAAAACAUGUCCAGAUUAUUUCAAAAUCCUGAUGUGAAGUAUACAAAUAAAAACAAGAUGAACAAAAAAAACCUGUACAUCUUUCACUUUACUUCCUCUUCGCCUUCUAAGAUCUCAAACGCGCUCUUCUCUCAGAACUAUGCCAUGUCGAUACGUAACAAUUUAUAAGAACAAAAUUAUGUUUUUUGUUAUCCAUAAAAAUGCGUCUACAAUAAAAACGAUCAGUACUAGGCGCAGCUUGUUUUAAAAGUAAAGUUCUUCAACACUCAUAAAUACUGUACAGCAAUAUCACUGCUGGUAUCCCAGAGUCUCCAAGACACUUAUUUUUAUGAUUUUUAAUUAAAAAAAAAAGUGUAAUUGGCAUUUGAAAUACGAACUCAAAAACAAAAAAUCUUAUUUUGAGAAUAUUUUAGUCCAGACCUAAAAAGUUAAGUUGAAGUAUGUGUGUACAUGUUUUGUGGAUGAAAACAACACUAUGGUCCAGAUGAUUCCGAAAUCCUGAUAU
This is a messenger RNA of Syngnathus typhle (broad-nosed pipefish), 2184 nucleotides long. Its product is annotated as aflatoxin B1 aldehyde reductase member 4-like. NCBI's taxonomy places the organism in Eukaryota, Metazoa, Chordata, Actinopteri, Syngnathiformes, Syngnathidae. Bases 68 to 1141 code for a protein of 357 amino acids. Gene Ontology annotation, molecular function: oxidoreductase activity. The transcript is spliced from 7 exons. The record is from RefSeq and is a predicted model, not a curated record.